Molecule: messenger RNA, 4323 nt
Organism: Solenopsis invicta (red fire ant)
Lineage: Eukaryota; Metazoa; Arthropoda; Insecta; Hymenoptera; Formicidae
Gene: AP-1sigma
Product: AP-1 complex subunit sigma-2
Exons: 5
Coding region: 211-684 (157 amino acids)
Biological process (GO): intracellular protein transport; vesicle-mediated transport
Cellular component (GO): AP-1 adaptor complex; intracellular membrane-bounded organelle; membrane coat
Molecular function (GO): clathrin-cargo adaptor activity
Source: RefSeq, a predicted model, not a curated record
AUUUGACGCGCAUGCGCGAAAGAACCGGACGUGUCUACCUGUAUAGAGAGUCUUCGCCUUCUUUCCGAAUUUUCCGAUUUGGUUCGGUGAUUCGUGUGUACGUGUAGGAUUUGUGCGGGUGUGUCAUCGGUCAUCUGAUAACGCGUAGUGUUACUUGUGAGAAACAGAUAAUUUGUGCGAGACGAGAGACAACGAGACGAGGAUCGCGAUAUGAUGCAAUUUAUGCUACUAUUCAGCCGCCAAGGGAAGCUUCGUUUACAGAAAUGGUACGUCGCGCAUCCGGACAAGCUGAAAAAGAAGAUCACGCGUGAAUUAAUUACCACGAUACUCGCACGAAAACCAAAAAUGUCGAGUUUCUUGGAAUGGAAGGAUGUUAAGGUUGUUUACAAAAGAUACGCAAGCUUAUAUUUUUGCUGUGCAAUUGAGCAAAAUGACAAUGAAUUGCUGACACUGGAGAUUAUACAUCGAUAUGUUGAAUUAUUGGAUAAGUAUUUUGGCAGCGUAUGCGAGUUGGAUAUAAUUUUCAAUUUUGAAAAGGCAUACUUUAUCUUAGACGAAUUGCUUGUCGGUGGGGAGAUUCAAGAAACUAGCAAAAAAAAUGUAUUGAAAGCCAUUGCUGCCCAGGACCUGUUACAGGAGGAGGAGACUCCUCAGGGAUUUUUCGAAGAUCACGGAUUGGGAUAAUAUUCUUUAAAACGAUAUGAAUACUUUUUCGUAAGUCUACAUUCCCAUAACUGUUUUACCAUUCCACGUUUCUAUUAGUGUCUCAUGCAAUUCUUAUAUUAUUAUUUGAAUUUCAAAAAUUUAAAAAGAAAAAAAAACAAAAAAAACGGAUAUAAAUUUUAGAUACAUUUUAUUUUAUUUAAAGCGAAGUUGUGCAAGUUUAACAUUUCUUGGUUAUUUCGUUAUUUGUUUAUUGAGCGAAGAAAUGACAUAGAAUACUUGAAAAUUAUCGAAAAUUAUCAAUGAGAGAUUAAAUUUCCGCGUUUCUUACAUAGUACAAGAAAUGAAAAAAUGCGAUUUCUUAAAUUAGACUUUUUCUUUACGGAAAUUUUACUUACAUAUUACGAAAUACAAUCGAGUGAAGUGAAUGCAUAUCAAAUAUAGCAUUCACAUGAAAUUUGAAACAUAAGUUAUUUAUACACAAUCACUCAUGAGAUGUGAUGUAUUGUUAAUUAAAUAUCGUAUUCUGCAUUACAUAAUAUAGCAUCAAUGAAAUUCCGGAUCUUCCUCUGAUCUUGGAUAUACAAUAACAAGUGUCCGCACACUUUCAAUCAUUAUUAGCAAAACCGUUACAAUCUAUAAUAAUAAGACUAUUCUCUGAUUGGAAUGUUAAAAAAUAUACAGACUGAUUGGUGAAUCGGUAAUAAUUAUGUAUUCUUUGACGAAACUUGAAAGGUUUUUCAUUAAGGUCAAAGUUGAUCAAGUUUAAUUAGUAAUGAUAUUUUUGGUAUUUAUAAUUAUAAUUAAGGUCAUUAAAAGGAUAAUAUUAAUAUACCAGAUUGAUAUAUAUUUGCUAAAUAUGAGUUACAUAUGAAUAGCAAGUCAUCGAACAGUAAUUUUACAAAUUGUUAAAAUUGUAGUUUAUAAAAUUAGUUAUAUGAAAUAAAAUUAGUAGUUGCGCUGCUACUUGUAAUUUUAUUUAAAAAAGAUCGAACAUAUCGAAGUUUACAUCUUUACUAUCGAUUCUUGUUUUUUGAGAUGGAUCCAGAGAAUAAUUUAAGAAAUAUUAGUAUUUUUUUAGAAUAAUUAUAACAAUAUAGUUUUCUUUAACUCUUAACAGAUAUAAAUUUGCAUUUUGAGAGACUAUCAUUUUUACAAAUCGUUUACUCUCCAAUUUUUAAAAUCUCUCAUUAAAUAAGCGGAAACACCUGCGAAAUCAUAAACUAGAUAGAAAGUAGUAGUUCAAAUUUAUGCUAUAUUUAUUUGAGUUUAUUUGAAUUGAGAAUCACAAGUUUUAAUAUUGUAUUUUAAUCUAUUAUAUUUUUAUUUCAUAUUUUAUCCUGUCAUUAUUCACAAAAAUUAUAUUAAUAUUUUAUUCUAUUAUUAUUUUAUAUAAUAUAUUAAUAUACAGUUUAAUAAUUAUAGAGCGUUUAAUAAAAAUGUCCAAUAUCAAAAGUUUAUGUUAGUAUUAGGCCAAUGAUCUGGCCAAUGACUGAGUAUAUUUUAUUCGUUCAGUUCUCUAUAUAUUACUUUCGUGAUUUAGUAGUAAAUAUAAUAGUAAAUACUUUCACUUCAUUCCUCGUCAUAAAUACAGUUAAGAGUUAAAGAAUAUUUUAAUUAUUUUAGUAUUUACCUUAUUAUGAUGAUCGCAUUUGGACGACACAAGUUGAAUUUAAAUUUAGUUUUUUGGCAAUAGAUUAUUAGAAAUGUUUAAUACGAUAUACAUAUAUAUGCCUCUGUAUUCUUGUUAAAGAGUUGCAUCGUACCGUGUAUUUUUAUGAAGCUUAAAGCGUGCAUACGUAUUGUAGCGAAAUAUAAAAGUUAUCGAUUUUCGUGUCUAAUGCAAUUGUUGAAAUAAAUCGAGAUAUUUUGUUACAUAAAUGUACACCGUUGAGACGUGCAAUCGAAGUAUACCGACAUGUGUUAGAAAUCUCGAUUUGUACUAUUCAUGUUAAAGAUCAGACAAUAAGUUAAGUACCUACAUUCCUAAAUAUUUGCUUGUAACAUUUAUACGUUACGAUAUUACGAUGUAUACACACGCGUUGUACACAUAUCUAAUAAUAAUAAAUGUAAUUGAAUCUGAUUCGUAUCCUGAGAGGAUAUUUGUGUCCAAUAAAUAGUGUGCUUGUUUGAAGUGUUUAACAUGCAGUUACUCCUCUUUGAAGAUUUUAGAGGAUGAAAGAUAUAUUUACUAGGGGUGUGCGGGUACCCGAAAUUACGGGUACCCGAGCUUCGGGAUUUUUUUUUCGGGAUCGGGUCGGGAUUUUUUUUUUCGGGAUUGGGUCGGGACCCGAAAGUUUGUAAAAUUCAGGUAUCCAAAAAAUGUUGGGUACCCGAAAUCGAGUCCGGGACCCGAAAUUGAGUCGAGACCCGAAAUCGAGUCGGGUCCCGAAAUCCUGUUGGAACCCGAAAUCGAGACAAAAUCCCAAAAUUUUGUAAAUUUUGAAUACUUGGAUCUAAAAUUAGGUUAAGAAGCGGUCAUAGAUCUAAAUACCUUAUACAUUGGUGUGAGAAAAAAAUUACUAAAUUUUAAUAAUUAUUUGUUUGAAUAUUGCCACAAUAAAAUUUUUUCCGAACGUAAAUGUAUAUUUAUUCAGUACAAGGAGCGACCACUAAUUUAAUUAUUAUUUUUUAUUGAUUAAAUACUUAUGUACUGUAAGUAAAUAUUUUAUUGGCAGUAUUUAAAUUUAGUAAUUCAAUAUAAACAAAAUGCCUUACGUAAAUUUAGUAAUUUUUUUCUCACAUUAGUGUAUAAAGUAUCUAGAUCUCUGACCGCUACUUAACUCGACUUUAGACCCGAGCACUCAAAAUUUACAAAAUUUUGGGGUUUUGUUUCGAUUUUGGGUCCCGACCCAAUUUUGGUACCCGUAAGUUUCGGAUACCCGAAUUUUACAAAGUUUCGGGUUCCGAUCCAAUCGCGAAAAAAAUUUCCGACCCGACCUGAACCCGAAAUCUCGGAUACCCGCACACCCCUAAUAUUUAUCUAAAUUAUAUACAUAUAUAGCUUUUUUGUUCGAUUUUUUGUGUCUAAACAGUCUUUUUGUUAGAUAAAUAUCGCUUAAAAAUUGAUAAGACUUUAAAAACUGGAGGCAUGAUAUUGUUACACGAUAUAUUAUGAAAGAUGGAGCGCGACAAGAUUUAUUUGUCUCUGUCUGUUAAAAUUCGAUUUAUAUUUCGUGUAAUGUCAUUACCUGCGUAAUGUCAUUUUAGUUAAGCAUUAAUGCAUUUAACACUUUAGUUUUUUUUUAUUCCACUUAUAUUGCAUUUUAUUGCAAAGUAUACUUAUACCUUAAACAAAUAAUCUUAACAUUCGUUUAUUAUCUAACAAGGCACGUAAUAUUCUUAUCCUUGCACUUAAAAACACGAUUGGUCUGCGACACGCAGAUACAAUCGUAAAAGUCGCGUUUUAUAUUACGUUAAACUAUACAAAACAGCGUAGUAUACAUACCUUGUCAUAAACGAAUCAAAAUAGUUGAUAAGUUAUUUUUUUUUUUUGUUGCUACUGCUGGUACUGAUGUUUGACGAAAGCGACUGGACUGUAGGAUAAGACUUUAUCAAUGUUAAGAAUGAAAUAUGUAUUAUGUUAAGACCGAAUGUUGCAUUGACAAAAGACGAUGCUUUGUGCUCCGUCCAAAAAUAAAGCAAAUAAAUAAAACCAGA